This is a messenger RNA of Anthostomella pinea, 1674 nucleotides long. The record is from the annotation of a GenBank genome assembly. NCBI's taxonomy places the organism in Eukaryota, Fungi, Ascomycota, Sordariomycetes, Xylariales, Xylariaceae.
AUGUCUUCAAGCGCAAAUCCAAGGGAGAAUCCGACCACCACGGCCCUCGAGCUUAACAGUCAUGCCAAUACCGGUUUCAUCAUUGGUCCGACGCGGGCAGGUGAAGAAGGCAACAACAUCGAACCAGCACAUUCGGCCGCCGCGGAUGAGCCCGAGCAAGCUGUCCCGCGUGAAUACCUGGAAGGCUGGAGACUGUACAUACUGGCUUUUGCCACUUCCCUGAUCUCCAUAACCAAUGCUUUAGGGGGCUUCGAGCAGCGGGAUUGGGUGGUAACCGCAUACCUCAUCACAUACACAGGCUUCAUGAUCAUUUAUGCCAAAUCCAGUGACAUCCUUGGACGCAAGUUGAUGGUGCUCAUUGCUCUGGGGUUCUUCACCAUCUUUUCGAUUGUUUGCGGCUCUAUUUCAAACAUGAUUCAGCUCAUCGUCUUCAGGUCCCUACAAGGCAUAGGGGCUUCCGGAAUCUAUGCGAUGGUGACCAUCAGCCAGACAGAGAUGGUUCCGCCAGAGAGAUGGGGGAACUUCGCUUUUGCCUUCGCCAUUGUUUUCGUCCUCAGUUCUGUCCUUGGCCCUAUACUUGGCGGCGUGAUCAACGAUCACUCGUCCUGGCGUUGGGUAUUCCUCUUGAAUGCUCCUGCUGGUGUCAUAGCAACUGGUCUAAUUGCGUUCUUCAUGCCGGUUCAUUUUCCCAUCGUCAACGCAUCGGCAGCCGCAACAAGUUUGCGCGCGAAGCUGACCCGAUCGUCCCUUUCUCGCCUUGACGUUGUCGGUGCUGUACUCUUACUGUUCGCUUCUGUGCUACUCGUAUUCGCAUUAGAAGAGGCUGGCUCUAAGCAGUCAUGGGACAGUCCGGCAAUCCUGAGCAGCCUCGUCGUCGGGGUUUGCCUCUUCAUGGCGUUCGUCGUGUGGGAGAAGCUCGUCGGUCGCAAUGGCUCGGCUCGAGAACCCAUAUUUUCCCUUCGGUUGAUGAAGGAUCGUCUUUUCAGCGGCCUUGUACUUGUUGCAUUUUUCACCGGGUUUCCCUUCAUGACUGUUUUGAUCAACUUGCCGCAGCGAUUUCAGGCAGUAGACGGGGCAUCCCCUUUUCAAGCCGGCAUUCAUCUUCUUCCCCUGCUACUUGCCUCUCCUGUCGUCACCGCAAUCUGUGGACAGCUCGCGGGGAAAUUCAAGGUCCCGCCGUUUUAUCUUCUUUUGUUUGGAACAACAAUGCAAAUACUCGGUAUAGGGCUUGCCAGCUCGGUGUCUUUCAAGAGUGGCAAUGCUAUGUACGGCUACGAAGUCAUCAUGGGCUUCGGAUUUGGGAUGGGGCUUGUCACGUUGUUAGUCUUUACGCCUAUGGUUGUGACUCGCAGCGAUAUGGCUGUUGCAAUGGGCGCCGUAACUCAAGUCCGAGUGCUUGGUGGGACUUUAGGUCUGGCGAUCAGCUCUACAGUCUUGAACAACCACCUCUCGUCCAAUCUGCCUCUUCUCCUUCCGCCAGAAGACAUCAAGCAGAUAUCGGACUCGGUGCAGUUCAUCAACACACUUCCAGAAACCACUCGGGAUGCGGUUCGUCGGGUGUUUGCCGAUGGGUAUAACGCACAAUUGCGAGUCAUGACAUACUUCAGCGCUGCUGUAUGGAUAUGCGCAUUACUGCUCUGGGAAAACAGGCCAAGGAGUGCUGCGACUAUCUAG